AAGUCAAGGGGCUUAAAAGAGUAGAAUUUGGAUAAGGAUGGCUUAUUUCUUUUCUCCCUUUUCCUCUUUCUUCUCCAGCCCGUUUCUGCUCUUGUCUUCCCGCUGCAACCCGAGAGGAAAAAAAAGAAAGGGAACCCAGCCAUGCCUUGGAAAAUUGGUGAGAAAGCUUGGAGAUUUCUCCUUCCUUCUUGUCCAAGAACCUGAAUUGGAACCCAGAAAUUCUCCCCCCUGCAUAAAGCUUUCGGAUCUGCCUUGCUCUGCUCCUCACCGUCCGGCUGCUCCUGCUUUGUGGGUGUGAUUUGUUCAGUUUUUUGCUUGCCGCCGGCCUCUUCCCCAACUGCAGCUCCGGUUUUAGCUGGAAAAUUCUGGUUCUUGAUCGUUCUGUCAGUUUAGUACGUGACUUGAGUGCUCGGUUUUACGGAUUGAGGAUGUGAAAUCGAGGACGGGAAACCACGGGAAGUGACGAGUUAGAAAGCUAGCCAUUACGAGAUUAAUAUGGAUUUUUAGAAAUAAAUCAUGAUCUUGUAAGCUAGAGUGUACUUGGAGAUUUAUGAUAUCGGAGAAAUUUUAAAGAUUUGAUCUUCAGUUUUUGGUGCUGUUUUCUGCACUGUUUUUAAGCCAGAAAAAAAUUCUAUAUUUUUUCCAGGAAAAUUCUGCAUUUUACUGCAUUUUUCCUUGUUAUUUUCUGCAUUGUUUUUCCUUAGAAUUUUCUGCUCCUUGCCAAAUUUCUGGAAGUUGCAGUUACUGUUCACUGCGUAAUCACUGUUCACUAUAAUGUUUAUGGAUUACUGUUCAUGGAUUACUGUUCACGCACUAAUGACUAUUCAAUAUGAAAUUCUAUGGAACAUGUGAGCUGUGUAUGUAGAUAUUAGUAUACAUGAUAUAAAUGGCGUCAUGAUUAGGGGGUAGUCAUGGUGGUGAUUUCUUUUGGAUCCGUGGUAGUGUGGUUAUUAAUUCUGGAAUGUUUUGGUUAGUUCUUGAUUAUUCUGUCACCCUAGCAUUGGAGUGAGUUUUCUGUGUUAUGUGACUGAGGUAAGUAAAUUAUGGUAACACCUUUCGAUUUCAAAGUAAAAGCAUAUUUUAAAUUGUUUUUGAGAUGGUGGCAAGUCAAUCAAAUCUGUUGAAUUAUUGUUCAUAUUGAAACGAAUUGAAAUUCAUAAGGAGUUGGUCAAUGAUGCUCGAAUAUGUAAUUGUUUUGAGUGCCUAUUUAUUUUCUACUGGUAUUUAUGGAUUGAUUACGAGUCGAAAUAUGGUUAGGGCCCUUAUGUGUCUUGAACUUAUACUGAAUGCGGU
Rubroshorea leprosula is the source of this 1293-nucleotide messenger RNA. The record is from the annotation of a GenBank genome assembly. Lineage: Eukaryota; Viridiplantae; Streptophyta; Magnoliopsida; Malvales; Dipterocarpaceae.